Molecule: messenger RNA, 1379 nt
Organism: Frankliniella occidentalis (western flower thrips)
Lineage: Eukaryota; Metazoa; Arthropoda; Insecta; Thysanoptera; Thripidae
Product: replication factor C subunit 4
Exons: 7
Coding region: 102-1187 (361 amino acids)
Biological process (GO): DNA repair; DNA-templated DNA replication
Cellular component (GO): nucleus; DNA replication factor C complex
Molecular function (GO): DNA binding; DNA clamp loader activity; ATP hydrolysis activity
Source: RefSeq, a predicted model, not a curated record
UGUACCCACUGGACUCCAACACUUCAGAGUCAAGAUCAAGGUGGUGGUGAAGCCGGUUCGGCGGGAAUCGCUCGCGAGUGAAUUUGUGAAAUUUGAGAAACAUGCAAAGUUUUCUGAAAACGGGCAAGUUGGGGUCGGGGAGCGGAGCCGGCCCUUCAGGAGACAAACAAUCCGGAAAAGGGCAGAAGCGAGGGAACAGACCAACUCCCUGGGUAGAGAAAUACCGGCCCAAAACUGUUGACGAUGUCGUGGAGCAGGGCGACGUUGUCGAAGUCUUGCGUCAGUGUCUCUCAGGUGCCGAUUUGCCUAACCUACUGCUCUAUGGCCCCCCGGGUACUGGUAAAACGAGUACUAUUCUGGCAGCAGCAAGGCAGCUGUUUGGGGAUAUGUAUAGAGACAGAAUCCUUGAGCUCAAUGCCUCAGACGAAAGAGGAAUCCAGAUCAUUCGUGACAAGGUGAAGUCGUUCGCCCAGUUGUCAGCUAGUGGUAUCAGGCCUGAUGGGAAGCCAUGCCCAGCUUUCAAAAUUGUCAUCCUUGAUGAGGCAGACUCCAUGACUCAUGCUGCUCAAGCUGCCUUACGAAGAACUAUGGAAAAACAGACACGUACUACCAGGUUUUGUCUUGUUUGCAAUUAUGUAAGCCGUAUUAUUCAGCCUCUCACAUCAAGAUGCACUAAAUUCCGCUUUAAACCUUUAGGUGAAGUGAAAAUUAUUGAAAGAUUGCAGUUCAUAUCUUCUCAGGAAAAUGUGAACAUAGAGCAAGAUGCUUUGCAAUCUUUGAUUGCCGCUGCUGGAGGAGAUCUUCGGAGAGCUAUCACUUGCCUUCAGUCUUGUGCUCGUCUAAAGGGCAAAGAUGAUACAUCAGCUAUUACCCCAGAUGAUGUUGUUGAAGUUAUGGGUGUCAUUCCAAGCAGAUGGAUUGAUGGACUAAUGAGUGUUUCUGAAGAAUUUGAUUAUUAUAAGGUUACUGAAUACCUAGAUCAGUUCAUAAUGGAAGGUUAUUCUGCUGGACAGCUUUUGGAACAACUUCAUUUAAAAAUUGUGAUGUGUGACACAAUAAGUGACAAACAUAAAGCAACUAUUUGUGAGAAAUUAGCAGUUUGUGCUUAUAGACUACAAGAAGGUGCCAGUGAAUACCUUCAAAUGGCAGAUUUAUGUUGUACACUCAUGCUGUGCCUGCGACAAUAGAUCACACUACUGACUUAUUUGUAAUUUUUCUUUUUUAAUUUGUGAGGGACUUGUUUCUCUUUUCUCAAUUCAUUUCUGUUCUCAUCCUGUAUAUGGUAAGUAUUAAGUAUAUGUCCUGUGAUAUCAAUGGUCCUUUAAAAUUGAUGUAUUGAACUGAACUGCUCAUUAUGAUAAUAAAAUAACAAUACUUUA